CCAUGCACCCUCUACAGCUGUUAGUAGAAGGGAGUUUUGGGAGCAACUUAGCUCUCUGCGGAGUAGUAGGGAUGAUAACUGGGUGGUUGUAGGGGACUUCAAUGCUGCAGUUUAUGAAAAUGAAAAGGAAGGGAGAUGCCCUCUUAGGUACGAGAAUGUUGAACCUUUUAAGAGAUUCAUAUUCCAAAAUGCUCUUAUUGAUAUGGGAUAUAAAGGAGAGCCUUUCACGUGGACCAAUAAGAGAACGGGCCAAAACCUGACGAGGGUGAGACUUGAUCGGGUGCUCUGCUCAUCAUCAUGGCGUGCCCAAUUUGGAGAAGCAGUGGUCUUCCAUGAGAAAAUGGUGGAGUCUGAUCACUGCCCGAUCAGACUUGAGCUUCACUACCGAGGUAACAGGAGGAAGAAUACACCCUUUAGGAUUGAUGAAAGAUGGUUGGAGAAGGAAGAAUGCAAGGAGUUAAUAGCCCGAGCGUGGGACCCGGGAGGCCACUCAACUGACCAGCUGAACAAAUGUCAAAGAGAGUUAAAAGAGUGGGCAAAAGAAUUCCAUAAGAAUAGUAUGCAAAGGGAGCAAGAUAUACUCUCUAGGCUCGAAAUUCUUCAACAGCCGCCAAGAACGACAGAGAAUGUGGAGGAGGAAAAGAUUUUGACAACCGAGCUGACUAAGUUGUGGAGGGAUGAAGAAGCGUUCUGGAGUCAAUGCUCGAGAGUUAACUGGCUCCAAAAAGGUGAUCAAAAUACUUCUUUCUUUCAUUCAAGCACUAUUCAGAGGAAGCAUAGAAACAAAAUUCUGAAACUCCAAGAUGGAGAGGGUAAUUGGAUCGAAGAUGAGAAUAGUCUAAAAAGACUAGCAGAAGGUUUUUACAAAGAUCUUUUUAAGGCCAGGAAUCCUAUUCCUUUUAACCAUAUGUUAGAAGGAUUCCCUGAAAAGGUGACUACGGAGAUGAACGAGGAUCUUUGUGCUACGGUGACUAACGGGGAAAUUAGAAAAGCUGUCUUCUCCCUGGGAGCCCGUAAAGCUCCGGGUCCCGAUGGUUUCUCAGGAAGAUUUUAUAGGAGAUACUGGGAUAUCUUAGGAGACACCUUAUGUCGAGAAGUUCGAGGAUUCUUUGAAACUGCUAACAUGCCAGAUGGAUGGAAUGAAACUCACAUUGCAAUGAUUCCCAAGGUCGACAACCCUGAGUUGAUAAGCCAGUACCGUCCUAUUAGCUGCUGUAAUUUUAGAUACAAGAUCAUAUCAAAGAUUAUGGCUACGCGUCUCAAGAGGUGGACUCCCGAGCUGGUCUCUGAGCUCCAAACAGCAUUCACUGGGGGAAGGCUUAUUCAAGAUAAUAUUAUCAUUGUCCAUGAAGCCCUUCACCAUUUCAAGAACCACAAGCUUGGUCGAAGGAGGGAUAUGAUGCUGAAAUUGGAUAUGAAGAAGGCUUACGAUAUGGUUGACUGGAAUUGUCUGGAGGCUCUUCUCAAGAAGUAUGGGUUUGACAAUAAAUGGUGUGGUUGGGUCAGUGCAUGCAUUAGAACGGUCAGCUUCUCUAUUCUGUUCAAUGGAGAAGCAACUGAUUCUUUCAAGCCUUCCCGUGGAAUUAGACAAGGAGACCCUCUUUCGCCUUUCCUAUUCAUUCUCAUGUCAAACGCCCUUACUUUCCUUAUUGACAAGGCGGUGGAGAGUGAUAAGUUGAAGGGGAUUAAACUGAAUUCCAGAUGUCCAGUGCUCACUCACUGCCUGUUCGCUGAUGACACGGUUAUUUUCGGGAAAGCAGAUUUUCAAGAAGCGCAGAAUAUUAUUGAUAUCAUUGGGGAGUAUGGAGCAAUCACAGGUCAAGAAGUUAAUAUUAACAAAUCUUCAGUGUUCUUUAGUGCUAAUGUUCCCGGAGAUGUCAAAGAUCAUAUCAUUGCGAGCAUUGGCUUUGCUUCCUCGAAUUGCCACUCAAAGUAUCUUGGAGUCCCGACGGAGUGGGGAAAUUCGAAGAAGGAAACUUUUAAGUUCCUCAUUCAAAGGAUGGAAAAAAUGGGUGAAGCAUGGAAAAGUCUCCUUCUCUCUCAUGGUGGAAAAGAAAUCCUUCUGAAGGCGGUUAUUCAAGCUAUUCCAUCUUUUAUCAUGUUCUUGUUCUAUCUCCCAAAAGCCCUUACCAAGAAAAUGGACUCUCUCCUCAGUAACUUCUUUUGGUCAGGGUCUAUGCAAAAAAGUAGUCUCCAUUGGUGUAGGAAAGAGAUUCUUUGUAUGCCUAAGUCAGAGGGAGGCUUGGGCUUCAGAAGCUUCAAUGAUUUUAACCUUGCCCUGCUGGCUAAGCAGGCCUGGCGACUCCUCACAACCCCUGAUUCUUUGUGGAGCAGGCUCCUUAAAGGGUUGUACUUCCCCAGAGGUGAUUUUCUGAACGCUAAAAAGGGAAGCAGAGCGUCGUGGAUUUGGGCGAGUCUCUGGGAGGCAAAAAAAGUGAUUGGCUUGGGUGCAGUUAGAGUGAUUGGUUCAGGUGAAGAUUCGUGGGUCGAUCAAGACCCAUGGAUCCCCUUUUUGGAUGGCUUCACUCUCAGAACUGGCCCACAGAAUCAUCGGAAGGUCAACGAGUGGAUUGACCCGGGAGAAAGGAAAUGGAAGAUGGAUGUUAUCAGUGGACAUGUUUCUGGCUCAGAACUUGAAGCUAUUCUUAGGAUCCCCAUUGGGGAGGAGGGAGCAGAUGACUUUUGGGCAUGGAACUUCAAUGAGGAGGGAAGAUUUACAGUGAGAUCUGCGUACCAUAAGAUCCACAGAGCCAACAGCAUUGCUCAACCAAGCGGGAAUACUGAUAAAUGGAAGUGGAUUUGGAGCCUCCACCUCCCCCCGAAAUUGAAAUUCUUUGUGUGGAGAUGCUCCAGGAACGGGUUAGCAACGAAAGAGAGAUUGCUCCAGAGGAAAUGUGCUCCCAACUCUUCGUGUCAGGUGUGUCAGAAUCCCGUUGAAACGAUUAAUCACUGCCUGUUCCAUUGCCCUCAUGCCAAGGUGGCUUGGAAUGAGCUGUUCCCAUCCCUUCCUUUACCCCCUCAAGGAACAUUGUUCUUUGACUGGUUCUGCUCCCUUAAAGAUGUCGUCCAGCAAAGCUCGUUGAUCCAUAUUAUCUUCCUGUGCUGGAAUAUUUGGAAGGCAAGGAACGAAUGCUCUUUCAAAGGUCGAGUCCCGUGGACCCCGAAUGUGUGUCAACUUACUUAUAAGGAGCUCACUGAAUGGAAUACGUGCCCGAGGUCCCCACCUCCCAUGCCUUCCCUUCCCACUCAGCUUAGGGGAACCCAGUCUCAUACGAGUCCACCGCCAAGUAAUCAGUCUUUGAUGAUUCACUGUGAUGGGUCGUUCAUUAGCGACUCCCAGCCGGCGGCUUAUGGUGUUGUGGUUGUUAACCACCAUGGACAAGUGUGUGAUGGGAGAGCUGAGAAUCUUCUUUGUUCCACCCCAAUUGAAGCGGAAACUAAGGCCCUUCUCGAAGGAGUGAAAUUAGCUCAAGAAUAUGGAUCCGAGUGUACGGUUCAUUCCGACUGCCAGGUGCUGGUGAAAGCUGUGGACAACGAUCGCUCUCGAUGGCCUUGGAGGUGUGCAGCCUGGAUCAGUUCGAUUGUUUCUAUCCUGCGGUCUAACCCUCUCAUCAAAAUCAAAGAAGUGUCCAGAACACUUAAUGUCAGAGCGGACUGGGUUGCACGGUCUAAAGCUAGAGCAUCUCUGCCUGAUGAUUGGAUUAAUAUUCUUGAUCUCAUUUCUGAUCUUCUUUAAAGAAUUGUAACCGAGUUUCUCAUCUUUCAGUUGAAUGGUGGAAUAAAAGUUGGUACACUUUGUCAAAAAAAAAGCAAGGAACAGAUUGCAAAAGGAAAAUUUAGGGUUUGGGUGUCAUGAAAGCAGAGGGCACAUUGCUCUAGGCAAACCCAAUCGCUUUGUCAUGCCAGCCAGAGAGCAUAUGAGUUGUAUAAUUGAUCAGGAUUUGCCCAUUUGGUCAAUGCAGCAGCUGGGCCCCAAACAAGAUAUUAGUAUUCUAAUUAGUGACAUCAAAUAGUUGGCAAAAGGUGAUUAAGAUGGAAAAUCAAAGAGUUGCAUUGAGGAUUCAAACCUUGAACUUCUAAAGUUAAAGACCAACGACAAUUUCACUACAUCAAGUCUGUGUUCGCACAGUUAGCAUACUAACGAACUGAUAAUCGUUGCUCUUCGUUGAACUAUUACCAAUACGAUUCGAGCCAAAAUUGUCAAGACUCAAGAAAGAAGAGGUUCUCGAGUUCGAUUGUUUUGAUAAUCGAUUGUCUGAAUUUUUAUUGGAUUUUCGGAUGCACUUCAACCAACAGAGUCCAAGAAAUGCUACAGGCAACGCGAGUCGAUUAAAAUCAGUAGUAUCGGGCCUAUGAUAGAGAUACUCUUGAAUUAUAGUUAAGGUUUGAAAAACUAUUAUCUCUUUUAUUGUUUGAUCACUCUAUCCGUUACCCACACACAUAGAUUAGGGUGGAAAUGGGUUGGCGUGAUGCCAACGUAACAAGCCAUUUCCUCGAGAUCCCACCACCAUGGUAGAAAAUAGAGGGCUUUCAUCAAAAUGGGUAACAAAGUGCAAGCGUAACGGCGGCGACACCUUGUUUGACCGGAAGCACCCGGCGGCGGGAAGCUGAGUCAUAAACCCGCUUUCACCUUCUUUCUAGCUGUCAUAUUGAUGAUGCAAGACAAUAUGUACCGAAGAAGUAAGAUCACUACUCUACUACAUCCUUCUUCGCCCCACUCUUUUAGGGCAUUGCUAUUCGUCGCCCUAAAAUUUCUUAUUCGUCGCCCUAACUAAGAUAAAUUUACUUUAAUACCCUUAGUUAAUUUAUUUGUUUUUUAAACACUUAAAAGUUAAAUCCCAAAAUAAACUCAUUUAAUAAUUAAUUUAAUAUAAAUUCUAAGUCUAAGCUCGCCGGCGACGGGUUUUCAACCCGUCCGGCCAAGAAAAGAAAAAUUCCUGGGCACGUCGGAUCGAUGGUGGUCGUCAUCUCCUUUCCUUCUUCUCCGCAGGGGUUGGUGGGAGCAACAACGACUCUGAACUCCCCUCUUCCUCCUAGUUGACAGCGAACACGUGGAGCGAAUUGACGGUGACAACGGCUGCGGCUCCGACCUCCUUCUUCCUUCUUCGUCCUCCGUCCAACGCCGGGAGAGUUCUGGGCUUCGAAUGCACUCUGCACAUUGGUGCUUGUUUCUCAAGCAGAUCUUGAGAAGGACCAUAGUUUUCAGAGAGCCGGGGAAUCACCAUCUGAGUAUUGCAUUUGGCAUCUAAGGUCCUAGACUAAAAAUGAAUGUCAAGGGAGGUGGGUUAGGCGGCAGAGGGAGGGAUUGUGGGUAGGCGGCGGGAGGGAUGUGGGUAUGCCGGCGGGAGAGUUUUGGGUAGGCUUGGAGAGAGAUUGUUUGUUUCUAGGGUUUAUGUUUAAAUUGGGGAGAGGGGUGUAUGUGUCAUUUGGUACGGUUUAGGGCGAUAAAAAUUUAAAUUUUAGGGCGGCGAAUAGCAAUUCAGCUCUUUUAUGACACUUUAACACAACUUCUAAAUUCUAGCUUAGCUCCUUUUCUUUUCUUGAGAAUCAAGGUGACCCUCCUCUUCUAAUUUCUCUCAUCAAUGACCUAAUCCGAUGAGGUUAGUUCGGUACAUUCUUACAGUCGAAAGAUAUGCUACGAAUUUACCGUUGAAAUUUUAACGUUGAUAUCGCUCUUAUAAAAAAAAUGACAAAAG
This is a messenger RNA of Linum trigynum, 5696 nucleotides long. NCBI's taxonomy places the organism in Eukaryota, Viridiplantae, Streptophyta, Magnoliopsida, Malpighiales, Linaceae. The record is from the annotation of a GenBank genome assembly.